AUGAAGCUCUCAAACCAGUCGGAAGUCCCUGUCUAUACGAUAUCUGGGUCAAAUACAGCCCGUCCACUACCUGAAUGGCUCGCGAGACGGCGAAAGCGCAGUCUAAAGGACGAUCCAGAGUAUGCGAACCGGAUUGAACUGCUGCAGGACUUCGAGUUUGAGGAGGCAAGCCAGUGCAUCCGGGUCAGCGAAGAUGGGGAUUGGGUCAUGAGCACAGGAACCUACAAGCCCCAAAUACACACGCACCACCUUCCUCAGUUAUCACUUUCAUGGGCUCGCCACACAGAUGCGCUCAAUACAACAUUCCAACUGCUUUCCUCCGACUAUUCGAAGUCUAUCCACCUACAAUCUGACCGAUCGCUCGAGUUCCACACUCCUGGUGGAUGCCAUUACCGAACAAGGCUUCCACGAUACGGGCGUGACCUAAUAUACGACAGAGCGUCCACCGAAGCUCUUGUCCCAGCCGUCGGCGUAAACGCCGACGGUAUGGGUGAAGUCUUUCGCCUCAAUCUAGAACUGGGUCGUUACAUGCGGAGUUUCGAGGUCGACGUCGGAGGCGACGACUUCACGUCGGCUGGCGGAGGUGCGUUGCAGGGUGGUAUAAAUACCGGUGCUGUAAACACAGGCGCUAUUGCGGAAGAGAGUCAUGGUCUGCUCGCUUUUGGUACGACUUUAGGCACCGUUGAACUCUGGGAUCCGCGAGCGAAGGGCCGCGCAGGAGUGCUGUUGCCUCCUACGCAGAUCGGACCUGAUGAUGCGAGAAGCGAGAUCACAGCGUUGGAGUUCCAUCGUUCUGGGUUAACGCUUGCCACUGGUUCCUCGAACGGUCUUAUUCACCUCUACGAUCUCCGUUCGCCGGUUCCUCUACUCAAGAAAGAUCAAGGAUAUGGUUUCCCUAUCCACACUCUUAAGUUCCUACUGCCGUCGACCACUACACGAGAACAGACUUUGGAGCCCAAGAUUCUGUCUUCAGAUAAGAAAAUUAUCAAGAUAUGGGACCCUCGAAAUGGUAACCCAUGGACCUCCGUUGAGCCCGCCGUUGACAUCAACUCGGUCGCCUGGUGCAAAGACAGUGGAAUGCUCCUAACAGCCAACGAAGGGCGACAACAGCACUCAUUCUUCAUCCCCCAACUCGGUCCCGCUCCGAAGUGGUGUUCGUUCCUAGACAAUCUGGUUGAGGAAAUGGCCGAAGAUCCGAACGACCCCAACGCCUUCAACGCUGGACAGGCCGGCUCUGUCUACGAUAACUACAAGUUCCUGACUCUACCUCAGCUCAAGACUCUCAGUCUAGACCAUCUGAUUGGAAGAACUAACCUACUGCGACCCUACAUGCACGGAUACUUUGUCGCUCAGCGCCUCUACGAGGAAGCCAGGUUGAUUACCAACCCGUACAUCUGGGAGGAAGAGCGCGCAAAGAGAAUCAAGGAGAAGAUUGACAAGGAGCGUGAAAGCCGAAUUAGAGGGAAGAAAAAGGCAGCCGUCAAAGUCAACAAGAAACUCGCCGAACGCCUCAUGCAGAUGGAGGAGAAGAACGAACGCCGCAAGGCCAAACGCGUUCUCCAACAAGGCGGCGACGAGCCGAUGGAAGAUGCCGAUGCUACCGCUUCUGCCCCCACACCCACAGCAGUACUCAGCGACAACCGUUUCGCCAAGGUCUUCGAGGACGAAGACUUCGCCAUCGAUGAGACGUCCCGUGAGUACUCUCUCCGCAACUCAGGCAGUGCUUCGGAGCCUGCCCCUCCUCCUAGGAAAGAGCGCGGCCUCACAGCCGUCGAGCAAGAAGCCAUCGACGAAGUCCCGAACUCCUCAGACUCAGACUCGGAUUCAGAAAGUGAAAGCGAAAGCGAACAAGAACGACCCUCUAAACGCAAACCCUCCGCCCAAAAACAGAAACCCGCCAAUAACAUCACCCGUCGUCAGCCCCAAAUGCAGGUUUCCUCCUCCGCAGCAGCCGCCACCUCCAACCGCGACCGUUCCUUCGGUGCUCGCGCCCAGAACAUGCGCACGAAAGAGAAGCCAGCUCGUCGUGUUACCGUGGUGGGUGAGCAGGAAUUCACAUUCAACCCUAGAGGAAAGGGAUCUUCGAAACAGAACAACAAUGCGCCCGUCAAACCAACUACCGCGUCCUCCGACUACAGGACGAAGGAGCGAAGAAGCGCCUCCGGUAAUACGUUCCGCAAGAUGUGAGCGUGGCCGUAAACCAAAGAAUUUGCGCUCUUUCUCUAGGUAUUGGGCUUGGGCUUGGGCUUCGUCAUUGUUCAUCCUUCUAUCGCGCGAUUUGAAGCGUGUAUACAACACAGCUCGCUAUAUUAGCGUUAGUGUCUAUGGGCCAGAGCAGUGCAGACCGCCGCUUCAAAGCUUGCGCUCUCAUGUCCCAUCCACAGAGUGCUACGGACUGCUUUACCUUUCUCGGUCAUUCGAGUUAACUUCCCAUGGGAAGAAAGAAGGAUUUUAGUGGCGGUAAAUUUCAAGGACUUGGUUACCCUUAUAGAGAGCCGAGUGAAACCUGGGAUAGGACGAACGAGAUUGCUACAAGUCUCUUUAAGCCGGUCGAGCCACUCCAGACAGACCGUUUCACGACAUAUUCAUGCAACAGUAUCGCAUAUAGAAACUGUGGUUAAUUGUGAUACCACCCAUCUUGUUAAUUUAGCGUUCUCUUCAGGGAGUCUUAAGAUUCUGAAGC
Molecule: messenger RNA, 2683 nt
Organism: Aspergillus nidulans FGSC A4
Lineage: Eukaryota; Fungi; Ascomycota; Eurotiomycetes; Eurotiales; Aspergillaceae
Product: ribosome biosynthesis protein ENP2
Exons: 2
Coding region: 1-2187 (728 amino acids)
Biological process (GO): maturation of SSU-rRNA from tricistronic rRNA transcript (SSU-rRNA, 5.8S rRNA, LSU-rRNA); ribosomal small subunit biogenesis
Cellular component (GO): nucleolus; small-subunit processome; nucleus
Source: RefSeq, a predicted model, not a curated record